Chanos chanos (milkfish) is the source of this 2324-nucleotide messenger RNA. RefSeq names its product heat shock 70 kDa protein 1-like. The record is from RefSeq and is a predicted model, not a curated record. NCBI's taxonomy places the organism in Eukaryota, Metazoa, Chordata, Actinopteri, Gonorynchiformes, Chanidae. Gene Ontology annotation, molecular function: ATP binding; ATP-dependent protein folding chaperone. The transcript has 2 exons. The coding region runs from base 81 to 2006 and encodes 641 amino acids.
AGGUGAAGAGACCAACGUGAGAAAGAAGAACAAGACUUUCUACCUCGCGACAACGAAAGACAACCAAAAGAAUUAUUAAAAUGUCAUCAUCAAAAGGCAUUGCUGUAGGAAUUGAUCUGGGCACUACCUACUCCUGUGUAGGGGUGUUUCAGCACGGAAAAGUUGAGAUUAUUGCCAAUGACCAGGGCAACAGGACCACCCCCAGUUAUGUGGCUUUCACAGACACAGAGAGGCUGAUCGGAGAUGCUGCUAAGAACCAAGUGGCCAUGAACCCCAGCAACACGGUAUUUGAUGCCAAAAGGCUGAUUGGGAGGAAGUUUGACGAUGCAGUUGUGCAGUCUGACAUGAAGCAUUGGUCCUUCAAGGUGACAAGUGAUGGAGGGAAGCCAAAAGUACAAGUUGAAUACAAAGGGGAGGAGAAAUCCUUCUACCCAGAAGAGAUCUCCUCAAUGGUGCUGGUCAAAAUGAAGGAAAUUGCUGAGGCUUACUUGGGACAGAGGGUGUCUAAUGCAGUCAUCACAGUACCUGCCUACUUUAACGACUCUCAGCGCCAGGCCACCAAGGAUGCUGGAGUGAUCGCUGGACUGAACGUGCUGAGAAUCAUCAACGAGCCCACAGCUGCCGCCAUCGCCUACGGCCUUGACAAAGGCAAGUCAGGAGAGCGUAACGUCCUGAUCUUUGACCUGGGUGGAGGCACCUUCGACGUGUCCAUCCUGACCAUUGAAGACGGUAUCUUUGAGGUGAAGGCCACAGCCGGAGACACCCACCUGGGAGGGGAAGACUUUGACAAUCGCAUGGUCAACCACUUUGUGGAAGAGUUCAAGAGGAAAUACAAGAAGGACAUCAGCCAGAACAAGAGGGCCCUGAGGAGGCUGCGCACAGCAUGUGAGAGGGCCAAGAGAACCUUGUCUUCCAGCUCUCAGGCCAGCAUUGAGAUCGACUCCCUGUAUGAAGGCACCGACUUCUACACUUCCAUCACCAGGGCUCGCUUUGAAGAGUUGAACUCUGAUCUCUUCAGGGGAACCCUAGAGCCUGUGGAGAAAGCCCUGCGAGAUGCCAAGAUGGACAAGUCUCAAAUCCAAGACAUUGUCCUUGUGGGUGGCUCCACCCGAAUCCCCAAGAUCCAGAAACUCCUGCAAGAUUUCUUCAAUGGCAGAGAGCUGAACAAGAGCAUUAACCCAGAUGAGGCGGUGGCAUAUGGCGCUGCAGUUCAGGCUGCCAUCCUCACAGGCGACACAUCUGGUAACGUUCAAGACUUGCUGCUUCUGGAUGUAGCACCACUGUCUUUGGGCAUCGAGACGGCAGGUGGAGUCAUGACUGCCCUUAUCAAACGCAACACCACCAUCCCCACCAAACAGACCCAGACCUUCAGCACUUAUGCAGACAACCAGCCUGGUGUCCUUAUCCAAGUGUACGAGGGUGAAAGGGCAAUGACAAAAGACAACAACCUACUUGGGAAGUUUGAGCUCACAGGUAUCCCACCAGCACCACGUGGGGUCCCUCAGAUCGAGGUGACCUUCGACAUCGAUGCAAAUGGCAUCCUGAACGUGUCAGCAGUGGACAAGAGCACAGGCAAAGAGAACAAAAUCACCAUCACCAACGACAAGGGCCGUCUGAGCAAAGAGGAGAUUGAGAGGAUGGUGCAAGAUGCAGAGAAAUACAAAGCAGAGGAUGAAGUUCAGAGAGAGAAGAUUGCUGCCAAGAACAACCUGGAGUCCUAUGCCUUCAACAUGAAGAACAGCGUAGAGGAUGAGAAAAUCAAAGACAAGAUCAGUGAGGAUGACAAGAAGAAGGUCAUUGAGAAGUGUAACCAGGCCGUCACCUGGCUGGAGAACAACCAGCUGGCCGACAAGGAAGAAUAUGAGCAUCAGCUGAAGGAGCUGGAGAAAGUUUGCAGCCCCAUCAUCACCAAGCUGUAUCAGGGAGGGAAGCCAGCAGGAGGCUGUGGAGCUGAGGCUGGAUCAGAGGCCAGUUCUCAGGGACCCACCAUUGAGGAGGUGGAUUAAAAAAAUAGACUUGACGUAGCGAGUGAAUUGUUCUUUUCGGGUGACAGGUUUUCUUAAAUACAAGCCAUUAUCUGUGUUACUGUAUAUUCUAAAUUUGUUCUACGCCGGGUUUACGGAUGAUAUUUGUUUUUUCACGGACUGUCAGUAAGAACAUAUUUUCACAUAUCUGAUCUUUGAGAGAAAAGUGAGGAUGACAAGAAGAAGGUCAUUGAGAAGUGUAACCAGGCCGUCACCUGGCUGGAGAACAAGGAAGAAUAUGAACAUCAGCUGAAGGAGCUGAAGAAAGUUUGCAACCCCAUCAUCACCAAGCUGUAUCAG